Messenger RNA from Sclerotinia sclerotiorum 1980 UF-70, 1347 nucleotides. RefSeq lists its product as hypothetical. The transcript is spliced from 3 exons. The coding region runs from base 1 to 1347 and encodes 448 amino acids. Gene Ontology annotation, molecular function: transmembrane transporter activity. The record is from RefSeq and is a predicted model, not a curated record. NCBI's taxonomy places the organism in Eukaryota, Fungi, Ascomycota, Leotiomycetes, Helotiales, Sclerotiniaceae. Gene Ontology annotation, biological process: transmembrane transport.
AUGAUAGAUUCAAUAACGAGGCAAGAGACACGCAAGUCAGGUGCAUCAAGACCUGAUUCGUCGCCUGGGCUAAAUCGAUGCUUGUCUGGAAAUCACCUCGAUGACACCUCGUACUAUACCGGACACCCUAAUACUCAAGGAACAAUAGAUCAAGAGACGGAGCACGCUUCUACAGUUGAUUCGGAAGAUACAGAUACCGAUGGUGUUUCUACUAUAUCGCCAGAAGUCAUAGAUGGGAUCGAGGUUGAGAGGGAUGUUGAGUUGGGGAGAGAAAAGACCCGAAAGAGCUUGAAAAGUGUUAGGGAUUUAAACUUAGUUUCCUGGGAAGGACCGGAUGAUCCAGAGAACCCUAAGAAUUGGAAAAUCGGACGUAAAUGGGCUGCUGUAUUGGUAGUCUCGAGUUUCACCUUUAUAUCCCCCGUUUCCUCCUCGAUGGUAGCACCAGCUCUUGCUUCGAUAUCUGCAGAUUUACAUAUUGUGAAUUCUAUAGAGCAAAGUUUGGUGCUGUCUAUUUUUGUCCUGGCUUAUGCCGUUGGAUUAUUCUUUCUUCAAGAAACGUUUGCGCCUGUUUUGCUGGGACGCAAGAAGAACAAGCUUAUCCAGGAAACAGGAAAUCAAGAUCUGCACACAGAAUGGGAUGUACCAAACCGAACCAUUACUACGACCCUCAAGAUUAGUUUAACGCGACCAUUCAAAUUACUUGGAACGCAAGUGAUUAUACAGGUUCUGGCUGUAUAUAUGGCUUACCUCUAUGGUAUAAUGUAUCUCGUACUCUCUACAUUUCCAGGACUGUGGGAAGGUGUAUACGGCGAAAGUACUGCAAUUGGUGGACUGAACUACAUUUCUUUGGGCACUGGUUUCUUCCUAGGUACGCAGAUAUGUGCGCCUGCACAAGACAGGAUUUAUCGAGCCUUAAAAGCACGUAACAAUGGAGUCGGAAAGCCCGAAUUUCGAGUUCCUCUAAUGAUUCCUGGUGCCUUCCUUGUGCCAGUCGGGCUCUUCUGGUACGGAUGGAGUGCUCAAGCCCAAACUCACUGGAUAGUGCCAAAUAUUGGAGCGGCAAUCUUCGCGGCAGGAACUAUCAUUGGAUUUCAAUGCAUUCAAACGUAUAUUGUCGAUUCCUACACCAAAUACGCUGCAAGUGCUGUAGGUGCAGCCACCGUCAUGAGAAGUUUGGCUGGUUUCGGAUUCCCAUUGUUUGCACCAUACAUGUACGCAGCGUUAGAUUAUGGUUGGGGCAACAGUUUGCUUGGAUUUAUUGCGAUUGGGCUGGGAUGGCCGGCUCCCAUCUUGUUGUGGUUGUAUGGAGAGAAGCUCCGCAUGAGAAGUACAUUUGCAGCUGGAUAA